This is a messenger RNA of Osmia lignaria (orchard mason bee), 3716 nucleotides long. RefSeq names its product erythrocyte membrane protein band 4.1-like yurt (gene yrt). Gene Ontology annotation, cellular component: cytoskeleton. Lineage: Eukaryota; Metazoa; Arthropoda; Insecta; Hymenoptera; Megachilidae. The record is from RefSeq and is a predicted model, not a curated record. Gene Ontology annotation, biological process: actomyosin structure organization. Gene Ontology annotation, molecular function: cytoskeletal protein binding.
CAAGUAAACCAAAUAGGCUAACUGCCUACAAACGUAUGUCAAAUAAAAUGUUAAGGUUUCUAUCACGACGUCGGGGCCGUAGUGUCAGUGGGCAAACUACGUCGUCCCAAAUUAAAAAUCAACGUUUGCUCAGCAAUAAGAAUGUUGUCCAAUGCAGAGUUGUUUUGCUCGAUGGCACAGAUCUGCCUAUAGAGUUGUCUAAAAAGGCAUUGGCUAGUGAUUUGUAUGAACAAGUUUUUUAUAGCUUAGAUUUAAUAGAAAAAGAUUAUUUCGGAUUGCAAUAUACAGAUAGCAACAAUGUUCAACAUUGGUUGGAUCCAACUAAGCCUAUAAAGAAACAAGUAAAAAUUGGUCCACCAUAUACUUUACGGCUUAAGGUAAAGUUCUAUUCAUCAGAGCCUAAUACUUUACGCGAAGAGUUAACAAGGUAUCAGUUCUUCUUGCAAUUGAAACAAGAUGUUUUGGAUGGAAAACUUCAUUGCCCCCAUCAGGUUGCUGUUCAAUUAGCUGCCUUAGCUCUGCAGUCUGAACUUGGAGAUUAUGAUCCUGCCAUACACAGUGCGGCUACAGUAUCCGAAUUUCGUUUUGUACCAGGUCAAACAGAGCAAAUGGAACUUGAAAUACUCGAAGAGUAUGCUAAAUGUUCGGGCCUUAGUCCUGCCCAGGCCGAAUCGGCUUAUCUUAGUAAAGCUAAAUGGCUGGACAUGUAUGGUGUUGAUAUGCAUACUGUGCUUGGAAAAGAUGCGUGCGAAUACUCGUUAGGAUUGACUCCAACUGGAAUUUUAGUUUUCGAAGGAACGCAAAAGAUAGGUUUAUUUUUUUGGCCUAAAAUUGGUCGCCUAGAUUUUAAAAAGAAAAAAUUGACGUUAGUUGUUGUAGAAGAAGAUGACGAAGGUAGAGGAGAACAGGAACAUACGUUUGUAUUCAGAUUGGUAAAUGAAAAGGCCUGUAAACAUUUAUGGAAAUGUGCCGUAGAGCAUCAUGCUUUCUUUCGAUUACGUGCUCCCGUCAAAGGUGCUAGUGGACGUCAAAAUUUCUUCCGUAUGGGUUCACGUUUUCGUUACAGUGGUAAAACUGAGUUUCAAACGACUCAAUUGAACCGAGCUCGUAGGACUGUACAGUUUGAGAGACGUCCAAGUCAGAGAUACGCUCGUCGACAGAGUCAUGUCUUAAGGGAACGUCAACGGCAACAAACGGAGCAACCGCAACAACCACAGCAACCCGCACCACCUGCCGCUGAAGAAGAAUCUUUGCAGCGGCAAUCAAGUCAAUGCAGUACAAAAUCUUCAGAUUCCAGUGUACACGCUACAUCCUCACCUUUGGUAGACUCUCUGUUAAAAUCACUUGCCAAAGAUCAACAGCCUUUGGAGCCUAGAAAUCAGACAACGAUUGCCGCCACUGAAAAAGAGUCUGAACCAGUCAAGAGUAGUUUAAUCAUUGAAAACAUGACUAAUCAAACGUCAUUAGUGCCAAAUAAUCAAGUUGGUGGUACCUCUUCGCUGCCUCCUCGUACGCCUAUUCCACCGGAAUCGCUCAAGUGCAAUAUUUUGAAAGCAAAAUCCCUUGAGCAAGGGAAGAAUUCUAAUUUGGUUUCAAUUACUUCUACCGAUGCACCUACGGUUGUUACUAAGAAUAACCAGCAUUCUGAUGCAGCAACAAUUGUAUCUGUGGGAGGAGAUAAACUGACACUCUCUGUAAGUGGAGCUACAGUGAUGAAUCCGUCUGCAGAGGAUAAUGUGACUGUAACACAUUUCUCUUUAGACAGUUGGGGUCAGAUUGAACAAAAAACCACACAGUUAAAUCCUAAAGUUUCCAAUCAGUCUCAGAAUCCGUUUAAUCCAUUCACUAACGAUAAUAGCAACGAAAUUAUUACUAACUCUUCUGAAACUGUAGAAGAAGAUACGAAAACGGAAGAAGAAAAGAAAAUGAAUACGAAUCCGUUUAUAGACUCGAAUCCAUUUUUGGGUUUACUUAAUCCGUUUAAAGAAGUACAGCCUACUACUGAAAAGAAAACUGAAGGAGAGACAGAAAAGAAUGGAGCAAGAGUUGUGAAAACUGAAGAGAUACAAACGACCACUACAACUCUUACUCAUAAGGAUGACAAUACAGCGGUUUCUGAUAUCAGUCCUUGGUUAGUAGCUGAUCCUUUGCAAACUACAGCAAUAGAUCAAACACCGAUCAAACAUACUGUAAUUACGAGGAAAACAGUAAUUACAACUCAGCUUUAAAAUUAUUAUUCAUGGAAUAAUGAUGUACGCGGAGAAGGUGAUAAUGCUUUUAAAGAGAAUCAAGGAAUUAAAAAAAUCCCGUCUUCCGUGAGCUACUUAAAGUGCCUACAAUAUUACAUUGCCUAAUGAACCGGAUAAUGCAAUCAAGCUAAAAAAUAAUUUCAAAUUUUCGUGGGACCAAUUAAGUGGUUGUACAAUUUUUAAAUGUUGAUUUUCAAUACGAAAUAAUUUCAUUCUGUGAAUUUUUCUGAUGAAAUUAUACGCUCAGAACAAACUUUUAUAAAAUCGUAUACAUAAUAUUACAUAUGUAAUAACAACGUCGAUACUCUUAAAUAUUAUAAAAGUAAUACGCGAAAGUUACAACAUUCCUUUGGAUUCAGUAAUUAUGCAGAAAUAUUACUUCGUGUUUAUGCAUUUACUAUCUAUUAAUUUCUGUUUAUGCAUUUUUAAUCAUAGUCUGCCAUGUUAUUUAAUUGUGUUCUGCAUUUAUUGUUAAAUAGGAUAGUUUAAUUUUACAAAGAGAGAAGUGUUUUCGCACCCUGUCAAUAUUAAUAAGAACAUACAUGGUAAAAAAAAGAUAUCUGUGGUGCUCCUACAAAAAUUAAGACAUCGAAUUAUGUUCUCAUUUCUCGCUUAAUUGUAUAUUUAUGCAUAAUUGAACAAACUUUACAUAUUGCUGAUCAUUCGCAAUUGAAAGUGUUUAAAAUUUCUGAGAUAGUAUUUCCUACUUGCCAUAGUGCCUUUAAUGAUAAGUAGAAAAAAAAAGGCUAAUCAAGUUUAUAUUCAUUCCUAUUGAUUAAGUUUUUUAACUACUAUAAAAACGUUUUGUUGUUGAAAAUACCUUUAACCACAGAAAUAUGUACAUUAUUAUUGAUAUAGUACAAUUAGUUCAUAAAAAUGAUCUAUUAUAUUACUCGCAAUCAGUGAUACAUUUCCAUAUGAAUGAAUUGAAAUUUUUGUAAACUUAUAUGUAUUUAUAAUACGGUAUUGCAUGCUUUAUUGUACUGUGUAAUAGCAUUGUAUCACUGAAAUAUUUUUCGUCCUUGUAAUUUUUAUUGUUUCUGUAGAUGUGAUGUUUUGUAACUGACAUAUCAGUAUUUUAUAAAAGUUAUCUUUUUUUUUAAUAAGUAAUACAAUAAACUGCGGAAACUUAAUUGUAAAAAUCAAAAUAGCUUAAGGAAUUUUCUUAGAAAAAAUAUAUAUGUUUCUUAGAUUCAUUGUAUAAAUUUGAAACAUCUGAAUUUCAUUGCGAAGAUCUGACGAAGUUUAUUGUAUUACUGAAUUUGUUAUUUGUAAUUUAUUUAAAGGACAGCUGAACAAAUUAUGGAAAGUAAAUUAUAAAAUAUAUGACCUGCCUGGAUGAAAUAUAUGUAAAAGGCUGUUGAAGUACUUAUUGUAUUCCAUGUACGAGCAUUUACGAAAGUAGUUUGACAUUUUAUGUAUUUAAAUAUAUUAUAUUUAAUAUUAAUAAGCAAAGUACAUAUAAUA